CGGGGGAGCGGCUCGGGCCCUCGCUGGGCGCUGCGCGAGGGUUGGGCUGGGCUCGUUCCCGCGGCCAGCUCCGGAGCGAUGCUGCGAGUGCGGUGCCUGCGCGGAGGGAGCAGGGGGGCCGAGGCGGCGCAUUACAUCGGGUCCCGGCUUGGAAGAUCCUUUACAGGAUGGGUGCAGCGAACUUUCCAGAGCACCCAGGCAGCUGCCGCCUCCCAGAAUUCCUGUGGUGUUGAUGACAAUAAGGCCACUGCCCCUGUUCCCGAGGCCUGCCCUGUCUGCUCAUACAAUGAAUGGGACCCCCUGGAGGAAGUAAUUGUGGGGAGAGCUGAAAAUGCCUUUGUCCCUCCUUUUUCUGUGGAGGUUAAGGCCAACACGUAUGAAAAGAACUGGGGAUUCUAUCAGAAGUUUGGAGGACAGAGCUUCCCCAGAGAUCACUUGAAAAAGGCUACUGCUGAAAUUGAAGAAAUGUGCAAUAUUCUGAAAAUGGAAGGAGUAAUUGUCAAGAGGCCUGAGCCAAUUGACUGGUCAGUCAAAUAUAAAACACCUGACUUUGAGUCUACAGGUAUGUAUGCUGCCAUGCCAAGAGACAUCUUGUUGGUAGUUGGAAAUGAAAUUAUUGAAGCACCAAUGGCUUGGCGUGCUCGUUUCUUUGAAUACAGAGCAUACAGGCCAGUCAUCAAAGACUACUUCCACCGGGGUGCCAAGUGGACAACUGCGCCCAAACCCACAAUGGCCGAUGAACUCUACGACCAGGAUUACCCCAUCCGCUCAGUACAAGACCGACAUAAACUGGCUGCUCAGGGAAAAUUUGUGACAACUGAAUUUGAGCCAUGCUUUGAUGCUGCUGACUUCAUUAGAGCUGGAAGAGAUAUUUUUGUGCAGAGAAGCCAGGUUACCAACAAUUCAGGCAUUGAGUGGAUGCGGAGACAUCUUGCACCAGAAUAUAGAGUGCAUACUUUGUCCUUUAAGGAUCCUAACCCCAUGCACAUUGAUGCCACGCUUAACAUCAUUGGGCCUGGUCUUGUGCUGUCCAAUCCAGAUCGUCCAUGCCACCAGAUUGAAUUCUUCAAGAAAGCAGGCUGGACAGUGAUUCAUCCUCCAUUGCCACUUAUCCCAGAUGACCACCCACUAUGGAUGUCUUCAAAAUGGCUCUCCAUGAAUGUCUUAAUGCUGGAUGAAAAACGAGUGAUGGUGGAUGCCCAUGAGAUUCCAAUUCAGAAGAUGUUUGAAAAUCUAGGUAUUUCUACAAUUAAAGUGAAUAUUCGCCAUGCCAAUUCCUUGGGAGGUGGUUUCCAUUGCUGGACAUGUGACAUUCGCCGUCGUGGUACCCUACAGUCGUAUUUAGACUAGUCUUCAGCCAGAUGAGCAACCAUGGUUCAGCUUGUGUGAAAUAAGCAUAGGAAACAAACAAACUUACUUCCACUUUUCUGCUAAAACGAAUGCAUGAGCUGUAGUGUUUAAGCAAUGGUGUCCCUUACAGUGGUCUGAACAGGUAUUCCACUCUUCAUAGUAGGUAGAUGCAUUUGAAACUACUCCCAUCAGCACCACAGGUCUUCUGGCUGGCUUUUUGAAAGAUUUUCCUCUGUUUGUGAAGCCACUUCAGCUUGGCUUCAAAAGUAAAAACUUGACAAUACACCUAGGGCUCUUGCUAGAAUAGCUUGACCACUAAUAUUAGACAUCUACCUCUACUUAAUAUGCUAUCAAAAAGGCAGCUAGAAAUGUUAGACCUGAGUUUAACAUUCGUUUUUCUUUCCAAUCAGUGUUUGUGUGAUAUAUCACAAUUUUUAAUACUAUUAAAACAGACUUAACCACCCAGAGCUUACAUGGAACCAGAUAAUUACAUCUUUAUGUAUAACACUCUUUAGAUUAGUUGGAUUAUACAAGCAUUAAGGGAAAUACUUCAGAAUUAUAUUAAUCUCCUCAGUUAUACUUUGAAAAAAUCUGGGUUUUUUUACUUACCUCCCAUGUUCUAAAAGUUUCUACUAUGUUUUCCUCUUCUAGAGUAUUUUAUCCAAAUGUAUAAUGCUUCACUGACCACUUUUAUAUUGCUGUAACUGGUUCUCUUAUUUAACUCUUUGUGUGCCCACGUGAUACCUGAGAUGCUAUGUCUGCAAGUUUCAUCUUGUGAAUGUUUACAUAAAAUGUAUGGUUUCUUAAUAAACUAAAGCUUAUGAGCAAAUGCUGGAUCUGUAAUGAGAGCACACAUGAUGCUGGGAAACAGUUUUAAUGUUGAUUACUGGACAUGUAUUUUUUAUGCUAAUAAACUUUUUUGCAUUCACAGUUUAA
Dermochelys coriacea (leatherback sea turtle) is the source of this 2286-nucleotide messenger RNA. It is a transcript of the gene GATM, whose product is annotated as glycine amidinotransferase. NCBI's taxonomy places the organism in Eukaryota, Metazoa, Chordata, Testudines, Dermochelyidae. Gene Ontology annotation, cellular component: mitochondrion. The record is from RefSeq and is a predicted model, not a curated record. The transcript has 9 exons. Bases 79 to 1350 code for a protein of 423 amino acids. Gene Ontology annotation, biological process: creatine biosynthetic process. Gene Ontology annotation, molecular function: amidinotransferase activity.